CUGACAUUGUUAUUGUGAAUGAAAAACUAACUUCUGUAACGAUUAUAAUUUACAGGAGUUGCAAAGUAUCGCCUCAAUAUGAAUAAACUUGUGAUAUUGUGUUUGAUUGGAAUAUACGCAACUACUGGUCAUGCACAGACAGGAUUCUUUCCCCCCACAACCGCCGCCACAACAGUAGGGACGUCAACCACAACCGCCGCCAUACGACCAGGAACCUCACCCUCCCCACCCAACAUUACAACACCAGCACCCCCCCUCAGUUGUUUCCAGGGUUGGAAGGCUUACACCUCGAUCACCGGGCCUGAAAUUGCUGACGGUAGCAGUGUAGGUCCUUGUCCAGCAUAUGCCACACAAUGCGACCUUACUGAGUACGUUAACGCUCAGCCCAAUGGGACAUAUUACAUUCGCUUCGGUCGCUGCAGUACACCCGCAACACAAACCACCUGCCACGACAUCCGCAUGGACAACAGUACAGUCGGGAUGGUGAUCAACUGCAGUGUCUCUGCUUGCAACACCAGUAACUGCAACGUUCCAAUGGCAUCAAACCAAAGCUGCCCCAAAACGCCAUCUAACGAUGUCCAGAUUCUUCCAAUGUGCACACUGAAACAAACCCUCAACCAAUCAUUUGAAUGCAUGGGCCCUUGGUUCAAGGAUGCGCCAUACAAUAAUCCCGGGAUGUGCAAGACAAACUUGGACCAAAUGGUUCGAUGCUUGGGAGGUGUAACUGCCAACUGUUUGUCAGGUUCUUGUCCAACCAUCCUCGACUUUAUUCCAGGUGUACGAGCAGUUUACCCGACCGUCGUUGCAAUUGCAAGAAGCGCCACGAGCCUUAGCUCAGCACUUGGUCUCAUCCCAAACAUCUCGCAACCCAUCAUCGACAUGAUUCAAAACGGUAUCUGUCCUUCCACUCUUGGAGUUGUUGACCCAAAUUUGUUACUAUUGCUUUCAAACCCAAUCAAAAUCGGACUCCAACAAAACGUGUGUACUGGAGAAAUUUUAGACGAUCUUAUCAAGUGGUCCGUUGAAGCUGCUGUUUCGAUGCAAAGGGCGACAACACAUGGGGAAAUGUGCACUGCCAUGAACACCUUCGGCACACACAUUGUCACAGCAUGGCACACCAGAUGUUCUGCCGAUCGCUUGGACAAUCUUCUUAGACUCGCCCUUACACCAGACCUACAUCAUCUUAUUCCUAAGAUCCGGAUCGGAAUCCACGUCGCCAUCGAAUUCAUGCAGAAUCUGAAACUGCCAGGAUGCCCGAACGUCCCUGUCACCCCUGCUCCUGUGUGUUUUAAUGGAACCGUUGUCACCUAUCCAAACGGAACCUUCAUUUCAAGGAAUGGCGGUUACAUUCAGUGCCAAAUGGGUGUGAAUGAGUGUGGAAGCAUUCGCGCAGUAAACACGGUUGCACCGGGUCACACAAUACACUGGGUGACUGGAUUCUGCUCACACACAAACUUCCGACCGACAUGCGACCAAGUUCGAGCCGGCCCUCAGGUCGUUGGGACCAUCGACAGUUGUUCACUUUCUUUCUGCAGCACGUCUAAUUGCAACAACCCCGAUGUUACAGUAAUGCCAUCAUGCGACCGUUUUUACGCCGGCACCAGCACUUGUAUGAAACGAAAAGCUUGGGUUUGCGACUAUGUUAACUGGAGAGUUGAGUUCUUGUCGAAAUGGAUGAAAGAUUUCAGACAGUGGAAGAUGCAAAAUUUCAUCUCAGUUCCACCACUUCCACAAUGCGCAUCAUUCAGACCAGUUAACAUGUGUAAGACCGCCAACGCAUUGAAGUGUGAGCUUGAUAUCAACCAAUGUCAUGUUUGCUACUGCACCGACCACGAUUACACAAAUCUGGCUGAGAUUGAAGCGAUGUGGAUGGGAGAUUACAACAGAUGGAGACGUAUUCGAGACAUGUACAAUAAUAUCAUGGCUGGGAAUAACGCUGCUGGUGGAACAUGUUAGAUGAUUUGUAAACUGCACAUGAAGAUCGUGUUGUGACGUGUAGUCUAAUGGUCGAAGAUUGUGCAUUAAUAAUAACCACUGAUAUAUACGUAGUUUGCCUGUUUUGUAACAUGUUAAUAUAAAAUGUAACUUUAAACAU
Ciona intestinalis (vase tunicate) is the source of this 2095-nucleotide messenger RNA. The record is from RefSeq and is a predicted model, not a curated record. NCBI's taxonomy places the organism in Eukaryota, Metazoa, Chordata, Ascidiacea, Phlebobranchia, Cionidae.